GCUAAAUAGGCACAUCUGUUCUACUCCUUUUUAUCAAGUCAACAACAGUGGACUAGCUUACUGGAAAUCUUACUGGAAAACUUUUGUGAGGAGGUCAGGUUGUGAAAAUGUGUUAACGUCAGUCCAGAAGCAGAGAAGUCAGGGGACAGUGCUUGUCACACACGGACGGUGCAUAUCAGGUCAUCUGGUGAGUUCACAGUGCAGGAAAUCCCUGGGUUGAGUAAUCUUAGCCUGAACUAUAUGAGUUAGACUCUCUCUGUCUGCUUCAACCAGAGAACAGAGCCCCUGAGGCCUGCAGCAUGGAGAUACUGUCACUAAUGGUUGCCCAGUCUUGCCUGUUAGCCUUGCUUACUUCAUUGUCACUUGUUGGUUGUCAGCAACCACUGAACUGCAGAUGGGGGCCUUAUAGAGACUGGUCAGAGUGUGAUGGCUGCACAAAAACUCAGGUCCGAACACGCUCAAUAGAAGUGUUUCCUCAGUUUGGGGGAGCUGCUUGCACAGGGGAGGCCAUUCAAAGACAAGCAUGUGUGCCUAAGAAGAGCUGUCCCCUGGAAACAGGCUGUGGAGACAGAUUCCGCUGCACGUCUGGUCAGUGUAUCAGCCUUUCAUUGGCAUGUAACGGUGAUCAGGACUGUGAGGAGGAUGGUUUAGAUGAACAGCGGUGUCCCCAGUCCAGCACUUCAGUUUGUAAUACACACAAAACUCCACCUAACUCUGACCUCACAGGAAAAGGGUUUGACAUGUUGACAGGCAAGCUAAAAGCUGGCAUUAUUAACACACGCAGCUUUGGAGGCCAGUGCAGGAAAAUUUUUAGUGGUGAUCACAAAGACUAUUACAGACUCCCAGAGAGUAUCCUCCGAUACAGCUUUCAGGUUAGUAUUGAGAAUGAUUUUAGUGACGAUUUCUACAACAGCUCCUGGUCCUACACAAAACAUGUGGAGGAGAGAUAUAGCAUCAGAGGAGGCCACGAUCACAGAACAUUUCACAGUGAACUGAAGAAGGAUAAGGCCUACCAUUUGUUGAUCAUCAGGAACGAGGUGGAAGUAGCUCAGUUUCAGAACAAUGUCCCUGAGUACCUCACCCUCUCCGAGGAGUUUUGGAGGGCCCUCUCGGCUCUGCCCAGCACAUAUGAUCCAGCAGCCUACCGCUCCCUCCUACAGAUCUAUGGCACACACUACAUGGUCGAGGGAUCUCUGGGUGGACAGUACCAGCUUCUGCUGGAGUUCGAUUCCAGCUUCAUCAGAGAGAUGAGUCAAACAGACAUUGACUUCCACCAGUGUAUUACUCGUGUGAAGAGACGUUUUUUCCGCAAGAAGAAAACGACCAAGUGUGAGAAACUGAUCCAGUCCAUUAAGAGUUCCAGCCAACACAGUAGCCAGAAGAUGCCUGUGAAGACGGACAUCAUUGGAGGCUAUCCUGCCUAUGUGGCUGGCCUGAGCCUUCUGGACCUAGACAACCCUGAGCACAACCAAGCCAUGUAUUCUAAAUGGGCUGGCUCAGUGAAGGAAUUCCCUCAAGUUAUCAAACAGAAGCUGAGGCCAAUAUAUGAGCUGGUGAAGGAGGUACCCUGUGCAGGACUGAAGAAGCUCCACCUGAAGAGGGCACUGGAGGAGUAUCUUGAGGAACAGAGUUCCUGCCAUUGCAGGCCAUGCCAGAACAAUGGUAUGCCUGUGCUGAGUGAUAGAGUGUGUACCUGUGUGUGUAAGCCUGACACCAGUGGCACAGCCUGCCAGAGCGGACAUGUCCUUGGAGAACAGCCAGGAGUGGUUCAUGGAGGCUGGAGUUGCUGGUCUGCCUGGGGAUCUUGUUCUCAAGGUCAUAAGUCGAGGACUCGCGAAUGUAAUAAUCCUGUACCAAGAAAUGGAGGCAAGCACUGUAAUGGCCCAUUGGUUGAGCACAAAGCCUGCGAGGACCCAGAUCUUGACCACUUAAGAUUUAUGGAGCCCCACUGCUUUGACACCGCUCUAACACCACCAAAGUCCUGCAAGGUUCCCCCUCCUUUGCAAAAUGGAGUUGUUUUGGAUCCUAAAGAUGUCUAUCCAGUGGGAAGCAAGAUCGAGUAUUCCUGCAUUGAAGGAUAUCAGGUUGUUGGGGACCCUCUUGCUGAAUGUACAGCAGGCCUGUACUGGAUGAAAAGACACAUAGAGUGCAAGAGAUCCUCAUGUGAUGCUCCGCCUCUCCUGAGUCAUAUCAUCACCACACCACUGAAGCAGACCUAUCUAAUAGGAGAGAGCGUGUCCCUGUCCUGCCCUAGUGGAAUGCAGUUCCAAGGAGAGCCAAGGAUCAUCUGUCGUGCCAGCCUGAGCUGGUCUCCAGCACCAAACGACUUUAAAUGCAACAUAGUGGUCAAGUCCCAAACAAGUCUGGACUGUAAGCCAUGGGAAAAACAAGGGGAAGGACAAUGUGUGUGCAAAAUGGCAUAUGAAUGCAAGCCCUCUUUACAAGUGUGUGCCUCUCUGCGUCCUGGCCGGAUGGAUAGAGUAGGCAUGUGCCAGCUUGGUGCCUUGCAGUGUCAGGGACGGACAUUUUCUCUACUCCAGGACAGCUUAUGUGAAUGGCCAGAAACCAAAUUUACAUCUUGUCAGGACUGCCAUCCAUGGGAGAAAUGCACUGGGUCAGAGUGUAAAUGUAAAGAAGCAGCAGAAUGUUUAGAAGACUCCGCCCACCUCUGUAUCUCUGUGGAGAACGGCAACCCAGUGCCCAUGUCAGAAUGUGAGGCAGGGGCCUGGAGGUGCUCAGGAAAACAGAUCAAAAUCCUCAGUAUUGGAAACUGUCCAACGUGAGCUUUCCCAUUAUAAUGAAAAGCUAUAACAACAACUUUUACAACAUAGAUAUGUAUACAUACAAUGCAGUUGUGCUUGUUCUGGACAACACAGAACUACAUACAGUCGUAUGCAAAAGUUUGAACUCUCUGGUAAGUGAAAAUAAGUUAACACAUCAUCUGCA
Pygocentrus nattereri (red-bellied piranha) is the source of this 2946-nucleotide messenger RNA. RefSeq names its product complement component 7b (gene c7b). Bases 300 to 2783 code for a protein of 827 amino acids. The transcript has 18 exons. Gene Ontology annotation, cellular component: membrane attack complex. Gene Ontology annotation, molecular function: protein binding. Lineage: Eukaryota; Metazoa; Chordata; Actinopteri; Characiformes; Serrasalmidae. The record is from RefSeq and is a predicted model, not a curated record. Gene Ontology annotation, biological process: immune response.